Messenger RNA from Adineta steineri, 345 nucleotides. NCBI's taxonomy places the organism in Eukaryota, Metazoa, Rotifera, Eurotatoria, Adinetida, Adinetidae. The record is from the annotation of a GenBank genome assembly.
AUGGCCGAACUCGUAGAAAUGGAAACAGACACACCACGCGAGGCAACAACAUCAUCAACUACUACUACAGACAAAAAAAGAUUUGAAGUUAAAAAAUGGAAUGCAGUUACACUAUGGGCAUGGGAUAUAGUUGUUGACAACUGUGCUAUAUGUCGAAAUCAUAUUAUGGAUCUUUGCAUUGAAUGCCAAGCAAAUCAAGGAGGAGCAACAAAUGAAGAAUGCACAGUUGCUUGGGGCGUAUGUAAUCAUGCUUUUCACUUUCAUUGUAUAUCACGAUGGUUAAAAACACGUCAAGUAUGUCCAUUAGAUAAUCGUGAAUGGGAAUUUCAAAAAUAUGGUCGCUAA